Messenger RNA from Erythranthe guttata (spotted monkey flower), 1518 nucleotides. It is a transcript of the gene CRT3, whose product is annotated as calreticulin 3. Gene Ontology annotation, molecular function: calcium ion binding. Gene Ontology annotation, biological process: ERAD pathway; protein folding. Gene Ontology annotation, cellular component: endoplasmic reticulum membrane; endoplasmic reticulum. The record is from RefSeq and is a predicted model, not a curated record. Lineage: Eukaryota; Viridiplantae; Streptophyta; Magnoliopsida; Lamiales; Phrymaceae.
AGAAAUUAGCAGUAUCUAGCAAAUGGCAAAAUCUAAGCACAAACCACUUUUGGUAAUCUCAUUUCUAGUACUGUUCUUUUCACUCAUAUGCUCUUCGUUUGCUGAGAUUAUCUUCGAAGAGCGUUUUGAAGAUGGAUGGCAGAGUAGGUGGGUGAGGUCUGAUUGGAAAAGGAGUGAAGGAAAAGCUGGAUCUUUUAAGCACGCUGCAGGAAAGUGGAAUGGUGACCCUGAUGAUAAAGGUAUUCAGACGACUACUGACGCUAGGCAUUUUGCGAUUUCCGCUAAGAUACCGGAAUAUAGCAACAGGAAUAGGACUCUGGUUCUUCAGUAUUCGAUUCGACUCGAGCAGGACAUUGAAUGCGGUGGAGGUUAUAUAAAGCUUCUUUCGGGUUACGUUAAUCAGAAGAAGUUUGGUGGUGACACUCCUUACAGUGUGAUGUUUGGACCUGAUAUAUGCGGCACGCAGACGAAGAAACUCCAUGUCAUAGUUUCAUAUCAGGGACAAAAUUACCCUAUCAAGAAGGACUUGCAAUGUGAAACGGAUAAGUUAACCCAUUUUUAUACGUUCAUUCUUCGGCCCGAUGCAUCGUACAGUGUCCUGAUUGACGGUCGAGAAAGAGACUCGGGGAGCAUGUAUACUGACUGGGAUAUUCUACCUCCCCGCAAAAUUAAAGCGGUCAAUGCGAAAAAGCCUGCGGAUUGGGAUGAUAGAGAAUAUAUAGAUGAUCCAAAUGAUGUCAAACCUGAGGGAUAUGAUUCUAUUUCACGAGAAAUCCCUGAUCCAAAAGCAAAGGAGCCGCAUGAUUGGGAUGAAGAAGAAGAUGGACUAUGGAGAGCACCGAAAGUUCCAAAUCCAGCAUACAAGGGACCAUGGAAGCGUAAGAAAAUCAAGAACCCUAAUUACAAAGGGAAAUGGAAGAUUCCUUGGAUUGAUAAUCCUGAAUUUGAAGAUGAUCCUGAUCUGUAUGUUUUGAAGCCGAUCAAGUACGUUGGAAUCGAAGUUUGGCAGGUGAAAGCCGGUUCCGUUUACGACAACAUUCUGAUUUGCGAUGAUCCCGACUAUGCAAAGAAAGUAGUGGAGGAAGUAUUCGCUAACAGGGAGGCUGAAAAAGAAGCAUUUGAGGAAGCUGAGAAAGUGAGAAAAGCAAAGGAGGAAGAGGAAGCACAAAGAGCAAGAGAAGAAGGCGAAAGGAGGAGAAGAGAAAGGGGUCAUGACAGAAGGGAUAGGGGCGACCGAUACAGGGACAGAUACAAGAAGCGGCGUCAUGAUUACAUGGACGACGACUAUCAUGAUGAACUUUGAUUAUACUCUACCCUUCUUCAUAAGCAAGACAUAUUUGGGUGUGCUAGUUGAUAGUUAUCUGUAUUAGCGAGAGAAGGCGGUUAAUUUGUAUGCUGUGUCUUCAACUUUUCAAGAGCAAGAAGAGUCUUAUUGUUUAUGUAUUUGUCUUGCUUAAUAAUUGCUUACCUUUGGAUCUAUUAUCAUAUUUAUUCUAUACUUUCAAUUUUUUUCUAUUA